CGCGGCCUCCUCCGUCUCCGUGGCUCCGUCCAAAUCCGCUGGGUCAAGAGGAGGACGGGUCGCGCGGCCCCCUCGCCGAGACCCACGGGCCGACGCAAACCCAGGAAAGAAACGAAGCGAGCGGCACCACCGGCGCGUCCUCGGCUCCUCGCGUGCGUGCUUACCCCGGCGAAUAUUCGACCACGGAAGCCGCAUAACCUCCGUCCAUCCCAUCCCCGCUCGCCUCUCCUCUCCUCGCCCCGCUCUAGACGAUCGAUGGCCGCGACGGCGGCGGAGGAGAUGGAGAGGAUGGUGGAGGCGGAGUGGGAGGAGGGGAAGCAGGGGAUGAGGAAGAGGAAGCGGUACGGGCUGGUGGAGUACCGGGCGCUGCCGGCUUACCUGCGGGACAACGAGUACAUCCACCGCCACUACCGCUGCGAGUGGCCGCUCCCGCAGGUGCUGCUCUCCGCCUUCUCCAUCCACAACGAGACCCUCAACGUCUGGACGCAUCUUAUAGGAUUUUUCAUCUUUCUCGCUCUGACCAUAUACACAGCAACACAAGUUCCAAAUGCAGUAGAUAUCCGGAGCUUGCAGCAUUUGCCAGAUGUACUGAGAAAGGCUGAUAUUCAUAAGAUUCAGGCAGAGCUUGUGUCAUGUCUUCCGUCGUUACCUCACCUUUCAGAUCUACAAAAGCUGAAGGAUGAGCUGAAGACCUCUUGGAAUUCUAUGGAGGUUCUUCCAUCUCUGUCCCGUUGGCAUCUCUUGGAGUUACUCGCAAAUUGUCUGCCACACAGAUUUACCCAUCCCAAUGAAACAAGUUUGUCUGUUCUUCAAAGCAUGAAGGAGGAUCUAGCAAGCCUGAUUGCACCGCAACUGAUCAGACCAAUUGCGCGGUGGCCAUUCUAUGCCUUCUUGGGAGGAGCCAUGUUCUGCCUCCUGGCCAGCAGCACUUGCCACCUUCUCUCCUGCCAUUCUCGCCGCCUAGCAUACAUUAUGCUUCGGCUUGAUUACGCAGGCAUCGCAGCUCUAAUCGCCACAUCCUUCUACCCUCCAGUAUACUAUUCUUUCAUGUGCUACCCCUUCUUUUGCAACCUGUACCUCAGUUUCAUAACCAUCCUAGGAGUGGCAACUAUCGCGUUCUCUCUACUUCCGGUCUUCCAAAAUCCGGAGUUCAGAACCAUCAGAGCAUGCCUCUUCUUUGGCAUGGGUGCAUCUGGCGUGAUACCUGUUCUUCACAAGCUAGUACUCUUCUGGCACCAACCGGAGGCAUUGCACACGACCGGAUACGAAAUUCUGAUGGGGCUCUUCUACGGGCUGGGAGCAUUGGUAUAUGCGGCACGGGUACCUGAGCGCUGGAUGCCUGGGAAGUUUGACAUCGCCGGGCACAGCCACCAGCUGUUCCACGUCUUGGUUGUUGCCGGAGCCUACACACACUACCACGCAGGGCUUGUGUACCUCAAGUGGAGAGACCUGCAAGGCUGCUGAAAGGUACUGCAUCGUUGAGGAUGUGGAUAGAUUGUAGAUUCCGUGAAUUCAGGCUGAAGGUCAUGGUCUGUUGUAAAUUGUAACAGUAAUCAUGAAACAAUUGCUACAAGUCUACCAGGUAGUCGGGCUUCCAUUAAUAAUCAAUUGAAGACUAGUAUUUAUGCUA
Zea mays is the source of this 1630-nucleotide messenger RNA. Its product is annotated as Heptahelical transmembrane protein 5. The coding region runs from base 256 to 1464 and encodes 402 amino acids. Gene Ontology annotation, biological process: response to hormone. The transcript is spliced from 3 exons. Lineage: Eukaryota; Viridiplantae; Streptophyta; Magnoliopsida; Poales; Poaceae. Gene Ontology annotation, cellular component: membrane. Gene Ontology annotation, molecular function: signaling receptor activity. The record is from RefSeq and is marked validated.